GCGCUGAUGCGCGAGGCUCGGCGGGCGCUGCAGAGUGUCUGGCCGCGGCUGCGGUCGUUUUUAUACCUUCCCGCGCGGACGCCGGCGCUGCCAACGGAAGGGCGGGAGGGGCGGCGCGUGAUUAGGUUAGCGAAGGCUCUGCUGCCAUGAAGGUGAAGAUUAAGUGCUGGAACGGUGUGGCCACUUGGCUCUGGGUGGCCAAUGAUGAGAACUGUGGCAUCUGCAGGAUGGCGUUUAAUGGCUGCUGUCCGGACUGUAAGGUGCCCGGCGAUGACUGCCCUCUGGUGUGGGGCCAGUGCUCCCACUGUUUCCACAUGCACUGCAUCCUCAAGUGGCUGCAUGCACAACAGGUGCAGCAGCACUGCCCCAUGUGCCGCCAGGAGUGGAAGUUCAAGGAGUGAGAGUCCUGCCGCCAGCACUGCGCCUGGACUCAGCCCCCACCCUCACCUCGAGAGGACAUCCUGAGACCCACUCAUGGUGGGACUGGGUGGCCACAGUCUCCACUGGAGAUGGUUCCCUGGGCUGUGACAGGGUUGAGAUGAGGACUGGAGCUGCAUUAGUUUUUUCAUCAUAAUGCUGACACUUUUAUCCAAUAAGUAAAACUCAUUAAACUACCUGAACCUUG
Molecule: messenger RNA, 625 nt
Organism: Carlito syrichta (Philippine tarsier)
Lineage: Eukaryota; Metazoa; Chordata; Mammalia; Primates; Tarsiidae
Gene: ANAPC11
Product: anaphase promoting complex subunit 11
Exons: 3
Coding region: 147-401 (84 amino acids)
Biological process (GO): anaphase-promoting complex-dependent catabolic process; protein ubiquitination; positive regulation of mitotic metaphase/anaphase transition
Cellular component (GO): anaphase-promoting complex; nucleus
Molecular function (GO): cullin family protein binding; zinc ion binding; ubiquitin protein ligase activity
Source: RefSeq, a predicted model, not a curated record